This is a messenger RNA of Homalodisca vitripennis (glassy-winged sharpshooter), 1170 nucleotides long. RefSeq names its product putative gustatory receptor 28b. Gene Ontology annotation, cellular component: neuronal cell body; membrane; axon. Lineage: Eukaryota; Metazoa; Arthropoda; Insecta; Hemiptera; Cicadellidae. Bases 1 to 1170 code for a protein of 389 amino acids. The record is from RefSeq and is a predicted model, not a curated record. Gene Ontology annotation, biological process: sensory perception of taste. The transcript has 5 exons.
AUGAUCUGGUUUAGCCGAAUAGUCGGUGGCUUGCCGUUGAAACCUUCUCCAAAGAUCAGAGGACUUGCAUUCUCUAUUACAGCAUUCCUGUGGAGCGCAGCAUUAGUGAUGCUGCAGGAGUUUCUUUCUAGCUCCGUCCUGUACAUGUACUUCAUGGAGAGACAGGGUGGUCAGACACUGCACCCAUUCAGCAGAACCACUGACUUUGCGAUAACCCUGCACGUCGUCUCUUUGCAAGUGACGGUUGCUGUCGUAUUCUUCAGCUCCGCCCGGAAGUACCCGAGACUCGUGGACGUCUUAGACACUCUGGAACGUGUCUACCGAGAUCACCAGUGCAAGACGUCAGAGGUCAAGGUCACGGUGAAGUUGUGGGGGAUCUGCACCAUCGCACUGACCUUAGCCACCAUCGCUGCGAUAAUAACUCCAUCGCUUGAGCAUGGAGUUUUUUCCGUCCGAGAACUCCUGAUUGUGUUGGAUUUCGUCUUCAUGUCUCUGCUGAACUGUUCCGAAGUGUCCCUGUUCGUCCAUUUCACACAUGUCACUCAUAUCAUCGCAAAGUGCUUCAGGAUGGUCAACGCAAGGAUCCGGAAGGAACUCAUCAGCAAUGUGAUUGAACGGAUGCACAUGAACAACACUCUGCCUGAUGUUGACUUCACUCGUGCAAACCGCACUGUGCUCUCUAGAUCCAAGGAACUGAGGACUCUGAUGAACACCUACUGGAUGCUGUGUGACGCUGUACAUCAGGCUAAUGUCUUCUACUGCGAUCAGCUGAUGGCCGUGAUCUUCACUUCAUUCGUUCACGUCACUAUCACGUUUUACUACUGCUUCUUGAACCUCACGGACGGCAAAGUGAUCAGCUUCACUACUGAGGGGGCGCGGGUCCUGAAUCACAUAUUCUACGUCUUUGUGUUAAUGAACUCAAGCACAGACGUCACGAACUCGGCUGACGAAACAGAAGUGUUGAUCUGCAAGUUUAUGAACAAAGACCUGGACCCAAUUUUGAAGAAACAGCUGGAAGGGUUCCUGCUGCAGUUGCCUCAUCACAACGCAAGAUUCUCUGCUCUUGGAUAUUUCCCAAUCAACAACGAGACUCUCACAGCUAUGGCUGGAGCGGUGACAACGUACCUGGUGAUACUGAUCCAGUUCCAGCUCCAGCCAUCAUCCACGUAG